Messenger RNA from Candida dubliniensis CD36, 1032 nucleotides. RefSeq names its product retromer subunit (gene PEP8). The transcript has a single exon. The record is from RefSeq and is a predicted model, not a curated record. Gene Ontology annotation, cellular component: retromer complex; endosome. Lineage: Eukaryota; Fungi; Ascomycota; Pichiomycetes; Serinales; Debaryomycetaceae. Bases 1 to 1032 code for a protein of 343 amino acids. Gene Ontology annotation, biological process: intracellular protein transport; retrograde transport, endosome to Golgi.
AUGUCGAUAUUUUUUAAGGCGCCGUUAGAUAUUGAAAUUAGGUUAGACAAUGAGGAUACUCGGAAACAUGUUGACGUGAAAACUCCGCAAGGCAGAGUCGAGAAGCUUCCUAUAUACAAGGAUGGUGAAUCAGUCAAAGGUGUGGUUACGUUGCGUACCAAGGAAGGAAGGAAAUUGGAACACCUUGGUGUUAGAGUGCAGUUGUUAGGAUCAAUUGAAACCAAUACUGAUGGGAUACUGUCGUCAGAGUUUUUAACUUUGGCCACAGAAUUAGCUGCGCCUGCGCAAUUGUCGCAUCCCGAAUCAUAUCCUUUUGAAUUCAAGAAUGUCGAGAAACAGUAUGAAAGCUACCGUGGAAAGAAUGUGAGACUAAGAUACUACAUUAAAGUCACAGUGUUGAGAAAGUCGUCUUCAGAGAUAAUUAGGGAGAAGGAAUUGUGGGUUUAUCAAUAUGCUACAGCAAUCCCUAAACAGGCAACUACAGGGAAUAGUAAUUCUACGGCCGAUUCAAAAUUGGGUAGCAAGAAAACCAAUGAGGAAGCAGCACUGGGCGCGGCUACAUCAUCCAGUAAUGAUGGUACCAAUAAGGGAAGCACUAUAGCAAAAAGGAAUGAGUCACAUAGCGUGAAAAUGGACGUAGGGAUUGAGAACUGUUUACAUAUUGAGUUUGAGUAUUCGCGAUCUAGGUUUUCCCUUAAAGAUGCCAUAAUAGGUAAAAUAUAUUUCUUGUUGGUCAGAUUGAAAAUCAAGCAUAUGGAGUUGUCGUUGAUCAGAAGAGAAACUGUGGGAGCACCACCUAACCAAGUCACAGACAGCGAAACAGUAGUCAGAUUUGAAAUUAUGGAUGGUGCGCCUGUCAAGGGCGAGACGAUACCAAUACGUUUAUUUUUGAAUGGGUUUGAUUUGGUGCCAACUUAUAGAGACGUCAAUAAAAAAUUCUCAACAAGAACCUAUCUUUCACUUGUGUUAAUUGAUGAGGAUGCCAGAAGAUAUUUCAAGCAAAGUGAAAUCAUUCUUUAUCGAGAUCAAUAG